Molecule: messenger RNA, 2455 nt
Organism: Hyalella azteca
Lineage: Eukaryota; Metazoa; Arthropoda; Malacostraca; Amphipoda; Hyalellidae
Product: protein ZBED8
Exons: 2
Coding region: 72-1919 (615 amino acids)
Source: RefSeq, a predicted model, not a curated record
UCUACAGUCUACACACGGACUCGACUGUUUGCAACACGCCAGGUGACGCCGUGAGUCGUGACGAAUAAAGUAUGGCCUUCAUACAGCAAACAAAAAAGAAGUGUCGGCAAUAUAAUGUGGAAUAUCUGAAAUAUGGAUUUAUCCCAGCACCACACAACCAACAACAACCAAUGUGUCUACUGUGUGAAAAAGUGUUUUCAAAUGAAGCUAUGAAACCUUCAAGGCUUGUGGAACAUUUGAAGAGAAUGCACUCUGAUAAAGCAGACAAAAACUUAACAUAUUUUCAGUUACUUCAAGACAAAGUUCAGAAGCGCACAAUCUUUGGAAAUAUGUUUGCCAGUAGUUUACAGCGAUCUACCGAUGGUUUGCGAGCAUCAUACAACAUCUCUUUGCUGAUUGCUAGAUCUGCUAAGCCUCAUACAAUUGGGGAAGAGCUUAUUCUACCAGCAAUAAGAGAGGUUCUACACACAGUUCUACAUGAGUCACCUGACCAAAUUAUAAAAGCUAUUCCUCUUAGUGAUACCUGUGUUCAGGGAAGAAUAGAUGAAAUGGCUGAAAAUAUUGAAGAAACAUUGUGUAACAUGCUUAGGAAAACAGAAUUUAGUUUACUGUUAGAAGAGUCCACUCUGCCAGGCAAUGAAUCAUUGCUUCUUGCUUAUGUUCGUUUCAUCAAAGAUGAAAGCUUGGUUCAAGAGCUGUUAUUUGCAAGACAACUUGAGACAGAAACAAAAGGGGAGUCUGUAUUUCAUGUUGUUGAUGAUUUUUUCAAAGAAAAAGACGUCCCACUUUCCAACAUUCUUGCUUGUGCAGCGGAUGGGGCACCAUCAAUGGUAGGUCGUCAUUGUGGCUUCAUUUAUUUCUUGAAAAAAGCUGUACCUGGAGUGCUUACAGUGCACUGUGUAAUCCACAGGCAGCAUCUGGUUGCAAAAAACCUGAGUGGUAGACUGCACAAAUCAAUGAGUGCUUUUAUCACAGCAAUAAAUUAUAUCAAGGUACAUGCCCCCAAUUCCCGACUGUUUCGUCAGCUGUGCACUGAUAAUGAUGAAGAGUUUGAACGUUUAUUUUUGCACACAGAAGUUAGAUGGCUGUCAAAGGGAAAUUGCCUGGGACGUUUCUAUUCACUGUUUGAUACAGUUGUUGAAUUCUUCUAUGACUCCAAUCCUGUUCUGUGUGAUGAACUAAGAAACAUGAAGCACGAUAUUGCUUAUUUGGCAGAUAUAUUCACAAAGUUCAAUGAAAUUAAUUUGCAGCUGCAAGGAAAUGAGUCUAAUCUAAUUAAAGUCAAAUCGGCUAUCUCCACCUUCCUGACCAAGUUACAGUUAUUCAAACGAAACAUAGCUAGCCAUGCACUCUACCAGUUCCCAAGCCUCUCUGAAUUGGAUAAGGAAAAAGGCAUAGCAGACGAUGACCUUCAAGUGUAUUGUACACACCUGGAUGAACUGCAUAGAGACAUGUCUGAGAGAUUCGAGGACAUUUUAUUGCUUGAAAUACCAGAUUGGGUGAUUAAUCCAUUCCUAAAUGUCGACGGUGAAGAAACUGGAGUGGCAGAGGAAGAACUGAUUUCAAUUCAAAAUGACAUUGAGCUAAGGCCAAAGUUCAAGAAGUCAUAUCAAGAUUUUUGGUUACAAAAAAAAAUCUCUGACUGCUAUAAAGUGCUGUGGAACAGGGUCAAGAUGUACUUUAUUGCCUUCCCAACAUCAUAUUUAGUAGAACGGGGCUCCAGUGCAGUCGCCUUGCUUCUUUCCAAGCAAAGAAACCGACUGAAAAUUACUGAUCGCGGGGAUCUACGACUUAUUCUUAGUGAGUUCCAGCCUGAUGUUGAGAAGCUUAUAUCCCAGCACCAAGCACAUCCAUCCCAUGCUCUAGACUUCCUUCAACUGGACUGGGCGCCUAAGACAUCCGAAGGCUCCAACAUAUAAUAUUGUAUCAUUAUAACCUUUUACUUAAAGACGAAUAUAAUCAUCAAUAAUAAUAUGCUAUUAUAAUACUAUAAUGCCGCUGUUCCUCAAUAUCCUACACGCUACAACCAAACCAACCCUCAGGUCUUACUUAACAUAAGAUGUGCACAGAAAGCAACAUCUAACAGUGCACCAGUAUCCAAUAACUGAUCUAUAUUUUAAUGACUUUUUGUGUGUUAAAUAUUUCAAACACUCUAUAUAGACGCAUGAUAUUUUGUCGCAUUGUUGACUGUGCACUUGCACUGGAUUUUUCCCAGGACCUGCAGCAGUUAUUGCAGCAUUUGCGUGCAAAUAAAGAGAGCGGCGGGAGUGUGGGGCUUUGUUUCAUGUAUACCGUUGAGGACGAAGACUCAAUUGCGACGCACGGGCCAAAGACGCUUUUGAGCUGAGGAGCGUACAGAGAACAGGACCCUCUUUGGGUGAAUGAAUCGCUAUCAAUGGAGAAAGUCUCUGCGAACAAACUUCUGGAGAAUGGGCUUUCAAAUUAUUAUUUCCCA